AUGAAUUUUUCACUUCAUAAAUUAGAAGAAGGACACGUUGGCGUUUAUUACAGGGGUGGUGCAUUAUUAUCCAGUACUGGACAACCAGGUUAUCACAUGAUGAUACCAUUCAUUACAACAUUUAGAUCGGUACAAGUGACUUUACAGACUGACGAAGUUAAAAAUGUACCAUGUGGUACAAGUGGUGGUGUCAUUAUUUAUUUCGAUAGAAUAGAAGUGGUCAAUAUUCUUAGUCCGACAGCUGUUUAUGACAUUGUCAAGAAUUACACAGCUGAUUAUGACAAAACAUUAAUUUUUAAUAAAGUUCAUCAUGAAUUAAAUCAGUUUUGCAGCAGGCAUACAUUACACGAAGUUUACAUUGAUUUGUUCGAUCAGAUAGAUGAACAGUUAAAAAAUGCCUUACAGACAGAUUUAAACGAAAUGGCUCCCGGUUUGUUUGUUCAAGCGGUGAGGAUAACCAAACCUAAAAUACCUGAAACAAUAAGAAAAGGAUAUGAAUUGAUGGAAUCAGAAAAAACUCAACUGCUCAUUGCCAUUCAACGUCAGAAAGUUGUCGAAAAGGAUGCUGAAACAGAUAGGAAAAAAGCUAUAAUUCAAGCAGAAAAAGAAGCUCAAGUAUCUAAAAUUCAAUUCAGUCAAAAAAUAAUGGAAAAAGAAUCUUAUCAAAAAAUUGCAUCCAUAGAAGAUGAAAUUCAUUCGGCUAAACAAAAAAGUAAAGCAGAUGCUGAUUAUUACAAAGCUAAACAAGAGGCAGCUGCAAACAGUUUAUUACUGACAAAAGAAUAUUUAGAAUUGAAAAAAUAUGAAACUUUAGCUAAUAAUAAUAAAAUAUAUUUUGGUGAAAGCAUUCCGAAAAUGUUUGUCACCAACGAUAUUCUAAAAAAUUCAAUGCCUUGCGAUUCAUCGAAUGACGACGCCAUUUUUAGUUAUCAUGAAAUGAAAAAAUAUUUGUUUUUCUUACUCGGUAAAGUCGAUGGAUUGUUUUGUAUACUUAUUACAGAUAGAGAUGGAGUUCCUAUAUUGGACGUUGCUACCAAUAAAGCUCCUGAUUAUGCAAUGAAACCAAGUUUUAUAUCGACAUUUGGUAAAACAACAGAUCAGGGAAGUAAAUUAGGUUUAGGAAAAAAUAAAUUUGUUAUAUCGAUUUAUUCGAAUCAUCAAGUUGUUCAAAUAAACAAACUACCAAUGGUUAUUACAUUUAUAGCAUCUAAAGAUAGUAAUACAGGACACAUAUUAUCACUCGAGGAACUCAUAGACCCAUUAUUAAAUGAUUUAAAAUGUGCCAUAAUAGCACCAUAG
Molecule: messenger RNA, 1299 nt
Organism: Pediculus humanus corporis (human body louse)
Lineage: Eukaryota; Metazoa; Arthropoda; Insecta; Psocodea; Pediculidae
Product: SPFH domain-containing protein 1 precursor, putative
Exons: 7
Coding region: 1-1299 (432 amino acids)
Biological process (GO): SREBP signaling pathway; regulation of TOR signaling
Cellular component (GO): endoplasmic reticulum; endoplasmic reticulum membrane
Molecular function (GO): ubiquitin protein ligase binding; cholesterol binding
Source: RefSeq, a predicted model, not a curated record